UGGUGCAGGACCUGCUGCUGCUCGUCCAGCAGGGCCGCCAGCACGAGGCCACCGAGCUGCUCCGGCACCUGCGCCAGGACUUAGGAAUGGAGUCGACCUCGCUGGAUGACGUCCUGUACCGAUAUGCCAGCUUCCGCAACCUGGUGGACCCCAUCACCCAUGACCUGAUCAUCAGCCUCGCUAGAUACAUUCACUGCCCCAAACCGGAGGGAGACUCGCUGGGGACCAUGGAAAAGCUCUGCAGACAGCUGACCUACCACCUCAGUCCACAUUCGCAGUGGAGACGCCAGGGCAUCAUGAAGAGGAAGCCUCAGUCCUGCUUGAAAGCUAUCCUGGUGGGGAAGCCCGCAGACAACACGGUAGAUCUGUCCAGCAUCCCACUGACCCCGAAAGAUCUGGACCGUGUCAACUCGUACCUCCAGCACAGCUCAGAGCACAUUGACAGCGUGGAGCUGUGCUUCACCGAACUGACCGAUGAGAUGCUCCUCCAACUCUUGCCUGUCCUCAGUGCUCUGCCUCAUCUCACCACGCUCGCCCUGAAUGGGAACCGGCUCACAAAAGCCGUCCUUCGGGAUCUGACAGAAACGCUGAAGGACCUGAAGAAGUUUCCCAGGGUGACUUGGAUUGAUCUGGGCAACAACGUGGACAUCUUUUCCUUGCCACAGCCCUUCCUGGUCAGCCUACGGAAACGAUGCCCGAAACAGGGCAACUUGCCGACCAUCCUGGAGUUUGGAGAGGGCCAGAUGAGUGACUUGGAAAGCCAGGAUGGCCUGGCAGAGAGUCAGGAGGAUGUGCGCUUAGGUGAUGGAGGCAGAAAUGAACCCGACAAGGUCAACAACACAGGCUCCAGACAGCCCCUGCCAGACAGAACAGAGGUCGGGACACUGCCAAAUAAACACGACUUCAAGAAGGAGGCUGCCUGCGUGACAGCUGCAGUGACAUCUCAAACAUGAUGUUCGGCUGUGUAUCACUGGGCUGGGUACUUUACACAGAGACACUUUAAAACUGAUACCUCAACUAUGAAGGUUAUUAAGGGUUGAUUUACAUGUUCAGAUUUCUAUACAAUGCUUUGAGAACUUGAGACUGGCAAUUUCUCUCAUCCUUGCAAAUGUCGUCUUAUUUCUUUUCAUACAGAACAUAAAUGUGAUCAUUGUAUACCUAUAUUUUUUAAAGCUGACCACAUAUUUUUAAACAUUAGUGAUGCGCUAUGCUUUCUCUCUUUCCAAAAACAUUGGUCUCUGUGGUGUCGUAAUACCAGCCCCUUAAAUAGCACAGAAGUUGAAGAAAACAGAACAGACUUUGCAGGAAGGAUUUCCUUUUUGGAAGAGAGAUCAUUAAUACCAAAAUCUUGGUUUUCAAAUAGCCUCUCUCUUGUAUGUGAGCGACAGGCUGCUGUUGUCCCAAAGAGGACUCUUGCAGAGACAAAAAUUAAACCUUUUUCCUUUCUCAACUGGCAUUGCAAGGUAGCGUGCUUGAUUAGUUAAAAACAAGUAGGGAUCUUUCCCUGCACCAGCUGCCGAGCAGUGAGGAGGAAAUUCAGCCCUUUGUAGAGGGUCUGUGCAACAAGCACCAUGUAACCGGUGCAUAUUCUUCGUGCUGGGCACCUGCAGAAAGGUGCACUUCCACUCAAGUUCCUGCUUCCUUAGCUCUAUUCACAAUCCAGAACCACUGUCUCUCUCUUUAGCCUUAACAGGAGUUGGACCAGCAAACUGACCUUGACUUUGCCAAACCCUAAGCCCAGUUCUGCUCUUAGUCAUGCCACUGUGAACCCCAGAUAACUCCAGUGAUCUCCAUGUCAUUACUUGGGGUUUACGUCAGCGGAUCUGAGAGUGGCAUUGGGUCUGUUUUUAGAGACUCGGGGGGGGGGGGGGG
Messenger RNA from Alligator sinensis (Chinese alligator), 1872 nucleotides. RefSeq names its product leucine-rich repeat-containing protein 75A-like. Lineage: Eukaryota; Metazoa; Chordata; Crocodylia; Alligatoridae. The record is from RefSeq and is a predicted model, not a curated record. The coding region runs from base 87 to 953 and encodes 288 amino acids. The transcript is spliced from 4 exons.